Messenger RNA from Lathyrus sativus (Indian pea), 399 nucleotides. The record is from the annotation of a GenBank genome assembly. Lineage: Eukaryota; Viridiplantae; Streptophyta; Magnoliopsida; Fabales; Fabaceae.
AUGGAGAGUCAGGAUCAUCUUUCACCAUCCCACGUGGACGUAUCUCGACCGUCCCUCGGUUUCCCCUUGGGCACUGCACUUCUCUUGAUCAUCAUUUUUAGCUUGAGCGGCAUCCUCUCUUGUUGCUACCAUUGGGAUAAACUCCGUUCCCUCCGUCAAUCUUUCUCAGAUUCAAACCCUCAAAUCGAUUCAACCGCUAAACCUAAACCUUACUCCACCGAAUUGAAGCAAAGCAAAGGAGAAAGCUAUUCGGUGAUGAUGCCGGGAGAUGAUGUGCCGAGAUUCAUUGCGAUGCCGUGUCCGUGUGAACCUUCGCGGCCGGAAAAUAUUGUUGUGACGGUUGUGAAACCGCCGCCACCGAUAAAGCCACCGCGAUUAGCGAUUCCUUUGUAUUUGUAA